CGCCGCAGGCACGUGUGAUGGUCGCGACCAUGGCGUCCUCCCCUCACAGCCUCUUCUCCGCGCUCCGAUCCCUACCAUCUCCCCCUCCUCCUCGUUCCCGUUCUCUCAAAACCUUCGCGCUUGUGUCCUCUCCUUCCUCUUCUUGUUUCGCUUCCGUUUCUUGUAUUUAUCGCCCAUCAGGCCUGCGGUUCCCCUUGACCCCUCCGAAGAAAAGGGCGCUCCGCCGGGCCUCUGCCUCCACCCCCUUCGUCGCCGCCGCACUCGGGAAGCUCUCGGACGCGGAGCUUGUUCCGGUUCCGAAGGGCCCUGGAGAGUUGGACGGCAAAUUCCCCUCCGGCGCCGGUGUCUACGGGGUCUACGAUAAGGAAGGGGAUCUCCAGUUCAUCGGGAUAUCGCGCGAUAUUGCGAGCAGCAUCGCCAGCCACUCAAAGUUCGUCCCCGAUCUGUGCCAUUCGGUGAAGGUAAGCCUAAUUGAUGAGGUUGAACCGGACCGAACCGUUCUAACCAACGCUUGGAAAUCAUGGAUGGAAGAGCAUAUCUCGGCCACCGGGAAAGUCCCACCGGGGAAUGAAUCUGGAAACAACACAUGGGUCAGGCGGCCGCAGAAAAAGCCAGAUCUACGGCUGAUGCCUGGUCGCAACGUUCAGCUGACUGUCCCUCUGGAGCAGCUCAUCGAUCGGCUCGUGAAGGAAAAGAAGGUAGUUGCAUUCAUCAAAGGAUCAAGGAGUGCUCCGCUCUGUGGUUUCUCUCAAAGGGUGAUCGGAAUAUUGGAGGCUCACGGCAUCGACUACGAAUCUGUUGAUGUGCUGGACGAGGAGUACAACUAUGGGUUGAGGGAGGCGCUGAAGAGCUACAGCAAUUGGCCCACAUUCCCGCAGGUCUUUGCCAACGGAGAGCUUGUAGGUGGAUGUGAUAUCAUUUCCUCCAUGGCAGAGACAGGUGAGCUUGCUUCACUUCUCCAGAAGUAAGCCAAUCAUGUUAUUUGAUCUUGUCAUAUCGAGAAACCAUUAAAGGUAGAGAGAUAUUUGAAGAUUCCUGAAUUGUAACUUGCAAGAGUUGUUGUGA
Messenger RNA from Musa acuminata subsp. malaccensis (wild Malaysian banana), 1065 nucleotides. RefSeq names its product monothiol glutaredoxin-S12, chloroplastic. The record is from RefSeq and is a predicted model, not a curated record. Gene Ontology annotation, cellular component: mitochondrial matrix. NCBI's taxonomy places the organism in Eukaryota, Viridiplantae, Streptophyta, Magnoliopsida, Zingiberales, Musaceae.